This is a messenger RNA of Anopheles cruzii, 651 nucleotides long. RefSeq lists its product as uncharacterized. Lineage: Eukaryota; Metazoa; Arthropoda; Insecta; Diptera; Culicidae. Bases 1 to 651 code for a protein of 216 amino acids. The transcript is spliced from 3 exons. The record is from RefSeq and is a predicted model, not a curated record.
AUGAAACCGGCUCCGUUGCUGGGACUAGGCUUGGUGGUGCUCGUUCUCGUGCUGGUGAUUCCGGAAACCAUCGGCAAUGUGCACGAUUUCGAAGGCAACGAAUUGCACGGACUGUCGAUCGAACGACCUGGUGGUCCCGUAGGUCGUGGUUUCGCAGACAGUGCGCGCGAUAUCCUGACCAGCCCUGCCGGCCAGCUAGCGGCGUACGUGGCGAAAGAAAUGAUCAGCAGAUCGGCCGGCAACAGUCAGGUGCUGAGCCUCAAUCUGUCCAACUUGUUGAUUUUGUUCCUGCUGAAGGCGCUCAUCUUUGCGGCGGGACUGAUCGGCGCCGGCAACUGGAGCCAGUACGCCCGUGGCCGAAGCGAAGACGGUAACUUUCUGCAGCCCGGCGAAGCGAACCUCAUCAUCGGGUAUCUGGCGGCGGAAGGUUCCGGCCAGGACGGGUGCCUGAUGCGAUACGCCUGCCGAGCGCCACGGACGGCCGACGAGUACGCCCGGGCGGCCCAUGCCCUCAUGAAAGGUGCGGAGAUGUUCGAUCCGGAAGUCGCCGAGAAGUACAGCUACAAACGGAUGCUCGUGAGCCUGGACCGUGCCGCGAUGGAGGGACUGAAGGGGGCGCCGUGCGAAAUGAUCUAUCCUUGCCAUGUGUAA